Messenger RNA from Rattus rattus (black rat), 6046 nucleotides. RefSeq names its product peptidyl-tRNA hydrolase 1 homolog (gene Ptrh1). Bases 673 to 1335 code for a protein of 220 amino acids. The transcript has 6 exons. The record is from RefSeq and is a predicted model, not a curated record. Lineage: Eukaryota; Metazoa; Chordata; Mammalia; Rodentia; Muridae. Gene Ontology annotation, molecular function: peptidyl-tRNA hydrolase activity.
CAAAAACCAAACAAAACCAAAAACGUCAGGACAACAAUAAUAACCCCCCCCCCAAAAAAAUUCUCUGCCCUCUCUCCUUUAGGACUGGGAGGCCAGUCACCCUUCUCCCCUCCCACACUACAAAUGAUGAACUCUCCCAAGUUUCUCUGAAGGACUUGAUCGACUCUUCCUCAAGCCUUUCUUGCGGCCCUGCUCUCUGCCUUGGCUUUUCCUUUCCCAGCCCUCACCUUGCUUUUGUCUGUCAUGGCCAGGUUUCUAGGCUGACUUUUGGGCCGAGCAAACUCUCUGGUUCCCUGCCUCCAUUGUUGCUAGGCACCAGCUCCAGGAUGCCCAUAGGCCCCGCCCAUUUGGCCACGCCUCCAAGAGUCUCUAGAAACUUAGCAGGGCAAGCCAAGCCUAAAUCAAGGAAAGAACCUAUGGGCAGUGCACGCCGAGGCGGGUCAGAGUAGAAACAUAACGAGGUACCAGCCCUUGAGCAAAGGCUGAGCCAUACAGGGUGACACGACACGGAAGAAUGCGCCCAGACACUCGCCGGAGUCCGCCACCCGCCUACUUCCGCCCCGCAGAGACAAGGCGGAUGCCGAACCGGGCCUGGAUUGGGCGUCGCUGGACAUGUGGAGAUGCCAUUGGCUUAGGGAUGCCUGACGUCAGGGGGCGGGGUCCUGGCCGUGAAUGGGAGCUGGGGUCCGCAUGUUGAAGUCCGGCCUUUUUUGCCCUGGGAUGCGGCGGAGUUGGACCUUGAGCCGGCAGGUUUCUGAGGCUCGGUUCCCCGGGAAGCGGUGGCUGGUGGCUGGCCUGGGGAACCCCGGAAUGCCUGGCACUCGGCACAGCGUGGGCAUGGCAGUGCUGGGGCAAAUAGCACAGCGACUGGGAGUGGCAGAGAACUGGGCUCGUGACUCGCGCUGCGCUGCUGACCUCGCCCUGGCCCCAUUCGGGGAUGCUCAGCUGGUACUGCUCCGGCCAAGGCGCCUCAUGAACGUCAAUGGGCGCAGCGUAGCCAAAGCUGCGGAGCUGUUUGGGCUGAGUGCGGAGGAGAUCUACCUGGUGCAUGACGAACUGGACAAACCCUUGGGAAAGCUGGCUCUGAAGCUGGGGGGCAGCGCAAGGGGCCAUAAUGGAGUCCGUUCCUGCAUUAGCUGUCUGAACUCCAAUGCAAUGCCAAGGCUGCUGGUGGGCAUCGGGCGCCCCACACACCCUAAUAUGGUGGAGACCCAUGUUCUGGGCUGCUUCUCCCCAGAGGAGCAGGAACUACUGUCCCCAUUGAUGGAUCAGGCCACUGACCUGCUCCUGGACCACAUCCGUGCUCGAAGCCAGGGACCACUGUCAGGCCUCUAAUACCAGUGGAUAUAUCUACCUGUUUGCUUGCCUGCCGGUGCCUGCCUGCUGGUGCCUGCCUGCCGGUGCCCUGAAGCCCAGACAGGACCACAGAACUGCAAUGACACAUGUGAUACCCAAUGUUUAUGGAACUUCUCUGGGUUGUCCCAGGCCACUUGCAGAUUCAGGGAGGGACAGGGGCCACAUCAGGCUUUCUGCAGCGACUUGGUCUCGCCGUGUGUAGGAAAGGUCUAGGAAGGGUAAACUUUUUGAACCUUUUGAGAGCUCCAGAUGGGUAGAUCUGUAAGAUUAAAAGAUACUGGCUUGAAAUCGGAGGCUUUCUGAGGGAAUCGGGGCCAGUGGGGUAGGAACAAGAGGGUCUGGCAAACCGUAUUCCUAGGUAUUAGCCUUUUUCCAUCGGGAUAUCUUAUAGGGGGGAGGAUCAAAGAGACUCUUCCAUAUCCCUGAGGUCACCCAACUAUUGCCUGGCAGAACCAGGGACAGCUGUCCCUAGGGGCCCUGGGACCCCUACCUCAGUAGUGUUCUGUAACUUGCAGAUCCCCAUUCGGGUGACACAAGAGAGAGGCCUGAGGUCCUGGGGUUUGGGUGGGAUGUGGACCUGAAGACGCCGAGGCACCAGCCCGAGAUCCCCUGGCUGGUAAGUUGUGAUGGUCGAGAGUUGCUGAAGCAGAGAGGCAGCCCCUUGCUUGGCUGUCUGGGCGAUGAGUCGGCUGUGGAGAGGGGACCAGGGUCAUCCCCUCCAUCUCCACAAGAGGAGGCUGAGGCUCAGAAAAAGAGUGGAGAGCCAGGGUCUGCUGAGACCCCUCCCCACACACAUACGCACAGGGCUAUCUGCUCACCUGUCUUUGGAUAGGCCCGGGGGCUGUUUGUCCUGGUGGGAGCCCAUGUCCUGCUGUGGUUUCGAAACCACAGCUGAGCUGAGCAAAACCAGCAGUUGCUGCAGCAGCUCCUUGCGCUGCAGUUGGAACACCACGUCGAAGUCACCAUCUUCUGUCUCUGGUCGCAUCUGUCGGUGUGACACGAGGCGGGUUCAAUAACCACAGGGGCCCAGAUACCCACCUGCCUCCCAGUGUGAGAUUCUCCAGUGCCCAGUGCCUGCUUCCUCAGUGCCCCUGGUUUGUGCUGGGACUGGGAAGACUUGGAGCUCUCCGGAGCCCUAGAAGAGAAAUUCCACUCUCUGGAAGUUUGAAAGGAAUCUUUCCUUUCUCCUGUUCCUCCCUCUGCCUGCCACUGCCUUCCAGGGAUUAAAGGUGUGCACUGUCACACCUUUUUUACUUUAUAAGACACUUGAUUUGCCCAGGCUGGCCUUGAACUCAUUCUGUAACCCCAAUCAGGUCUCGAAUUCGGAAUCCUCCUGCUUCUGCCUCUUCAGUCCCUGGUAGGAUUAGACCCAACUCUUUUAGAUCCAGAAUGAGAAAAGGGUCUAACUGUGAGUCUCUCUGUGCUUGGCUCUAGUGGCCUCUUGGUAUCUCCCACUGCCUGCUUGCCUGUAGAAUGUCCCGCAGUAGGGAGGUGGCCUGGGUCAGCACUGUUUUAAGGUUUGUCCGAAUUUUCUGUUCCUUGGUCAGCUCCUCUUGUAGCCGAUUUGCCUCUGCCCGCUGCUCCUUCAGCUGCUCGUCCAGCUGGUCUUUCUCACUCCUGGUCCAGGACAAGACAGCACACAGCUUGCCCCAUCGUCGGGCUUGGAGGUGUGCACCACCUCUUCCCUGGGCCUCGCCUUUCCUCUGCAGCCUAUCUAAAUCCAGGCUUCAAGUUGUCUGCCAGUCCGAACCCUGAGGCUCACCGCAGGGUCUGGUUGGCCUUCUCCAGAGUCUCGAUGUUCUGCUCCAGCUGGAACACCUGGAGGCGCAGUUGCUCGGCCUCCUCUGUGCCCUUUCUCUGCUGGCGGCACUUCUCUGUCAGCAUGAGGAUAACCUACAGCAGCGGGCAGGCGUCACAGACCCCUCGUGGGCCCCAGCCCACCGCAGCUCCCUUUUGAAGAUACAGCUUAGGACUUGUUCCCACUUACAGGCAGGCCAGCGCCACCUCUAGACAACAGCUAGGCAGGAACUGGGCUCUGCUCAGUGAUGGGGCAAACAGACUCCAGAGCUAGGGCCAGCACCCCAGUGAGGAAAGUCUGGGGCCUCCCUGCAGACUAUCCCCACUCGUGACUUGGUUCUGGCAUGGGGUCCACCCUCAUUUCACAGGAGGACAGCACAGCGGCCGUACCUUCUGAUUCCCUAUGUUCUUUCUGGCCAUGAUCUCCUGGGUGUUCUCCAGCAACUCCAGCUGUUGGCACAGCUUGCCCUGAGCGCCCUUGAGUUGCUCGUUCUCCUGCAGCAGCUGCACACCUUGCUUUGACACCUUGGACAGCUGCAGGGUCACGCUGUUGUUCUCUAGGAUGGCCCGCCUGGUCGUGUCCCACAUCUGGUUGGUGGCCACCUUUCGGAACUCGGUGGCCACCAGGUUCACGCGCUGGAUGAUCUCUUUCCUCAGCCUUGCCAGGAGGGUGAGUUUGGGAGUCAAGUAGGUGGGUGUAAGUCUUGGUUACCCCCUUUUUGGGGGGUCCCAGGGUACCCAGGCUCUUCCCCCAAAGAAUCUCUGGGCCUUUGGAAUUUGAACCAUUGAAACAUUCUUACCUAGUAGAAGAAACACCAUAACGAGAAGUGACAAGAGGGCAAGGAGUGUCCAGUGCCAGCCUGGGUACUUUGAUCCCCACCCCCAUAGGUCCCAAGCAGGGUUCUUGGGGAUAGAGGCUGGGGAGUCCAUGGUUCCCUUCUGGAAAGCUGACUGUGAGCUGAGGGGUGCUGUCUGGCCCCAGCAGGUCCCCAGCCUGCUUACCUGUCCUUGUCCAGCACAGACUUCUUCUCCAGGUUGUACACGUAGUCCUUGUAUUCACCCUCCUGCCUUCGAAGCUGUUCCUCCAGCGCCAUGUACUUCUCUGUGAGCUCUUCUUUCUGCAGCCGGAAUUCCUCCAGGGAACUCAGCCUGAUUCCUGCCCAUUCGGGGCCACAAGGCUGGUGAGCUGCCCCCAGGGGCCUUGACUGACACUCCUCUGAGGUCCCAACUUUAUCUUCCCUCUCCACCUUCCCCAAUAGGACUGGCCUGCACAGCCAUCCCCUGCGUUUCUCCGGAGUGCCUGACCUCACACUCUAUAAUCUCACCAAACCUCGUUCAGAUCCUCCUCAAGAAGUCCCCCUUGACAACCUCCCCACAUGAGAGUGACCAUGACGACAGCAGCUGACCCUGGGCAGACAAGUCUCAACCUCCCCUUUCAGAUGGGCGGCAUAGAUAAAAAUCCUCCAUCUUUUAGAAUGGUUUCCUCAUCUAUAAACUUGGGAAUGCGUGGACAGUUAAGGCGGAUGGCGUCUGAAGUGGCGUACAGCUGCUAUCACACAAGGUAGCCAUGGCGUCCCUGAUACCCAGGUGAGACCCGGCCACAACCAGUGACAGCUGUGGAUUUGGGCCUUGCUGCCUUUAAUGGCAACUUCUCACAGGUGUGCUGACGGGCCCCUUGGCCCCCUCACCGAGGGCGAUGUUCUCUGUGGUGAGCUGGUCCUUGGUUUCCUGGAAUUCGUGGCGCACCUGGGCCAGCUGGGCCUCGAAAGCAUCCUUCUCCAUCUCCUUGGCCACUUGUAGGGUCUGCAGCUGGUCAUUCAGGUCCGUGAUCUCGUCCACCCUCUGGUUCAGUGUGCGCUUGAGGAAGGCCACGAUCUCCUUCUUGUUGUUGGCCAGCUGCUCGAACUCCUGACGGAACAGCUUCUCCUGCACAGCCAGUUCAUCCCAUUUCCGCUGAUACCUGGGAGUGUGGGGGGAGGGCAGAGAUGCAGGGUCAAGCCAGGGCAGGCCUGGCUACCAGUGCCUCUGGGCCUGCUCUCCCAGGCCAUCCUUCCGCAAAGAGCCAUCUGAAGUUUCCCAUAGUCUCAAUCUCCCAUUAUGCUUCACGCCUGGAGGCCUUAACCUCAGCCUGUGCUCAGCACUGACACUGUCUUUGUUUUAAAGGGGUGUGUGUGUGUGUGUGUGUGUGUGUGUGUGUGUGUGUGUGUAAGCCUGAGCUCAAUCUAAAGCGGAACAGCUUGGCUAGGCUGGGUAGCUGGUGGGUUUCAGAGAGCCCCUCCCAUCACGGCCAGGGUUAAAGGACACAGGACACUGCUAUUGCCUGGCUGUUUUCAAGGUUCUAGGAUCUGAGUUCUAGCCUUCCUGCUUGCUUGUCAGAACUCUACUGAGUCCUCUCCCUAGCCAGCAUUUUACAUUCCUUCUUAAAUUUUUGUUGUUUUGAGACCGGGUCUCACUAUAUAGCCUUGGCUAUCUUGGAACUCGCUGUGUAGACCAACCAAGCUGCCCCACGCCCUGUGCGCCCCCGACUCUGCCUCCUGAGUGUUGGGAUGAAAGGUGUGAACCUGUGUGGUCACCUCAUUCAGAUGUGAGUCACAUGGGGGCUGAGUCUACACUGUGCUCACAGUGGUAACAUGUUCACACCUGUUUCCGGUUUGUUUGGAAGUUUGCAUUUUCUGUGACCCCCAGUAACACAGACAAGGAAACUGAGGCUCAGAGAGAUGAAGAAACUAGAAACUGACAAGACCAGAACUUGAACCAGAACUGAGGUUCUUACCCACAAUGCCUGUCUUUACCGUCAGCCCUCUCAGCUGGCCGAGCUGUUUGCACCCUUACCUCUGCAUGUCAGGACCUAGCAGUUUGGCAAACAUUAAAUACUCAGUAACUAUGUGUUAAA